Molecule: messenger RNA, 6954 nt
Organism: Anoplopoma fimbria (sablefish)
Lineage: Eukaryota; Metazoa; Chordata; Actinopteri; Perciformes; Anoplopomatidae
Gene: mideasb
Product: mitotic deacetylase associated SANT domain protein b
Biological process (GO): negative regulation of DNA-templated transcription; regulation of transcription by RNA polymerase II
Cellular component (GO): histone deacetylase complex; transcription regulator complex
Molecular function (GO): transcription corepressor activity
Source: RefSeq, a predicted model, not a curated record
GACCCGUAAAUUACAGCAGCCUUGCGUGUCAGCGGAAAGCCUUUAUAUGGGCAUGGAAGUGGGUGUGGCCACGGAGCUGGUGGCGGAGAAUCACAAGACGAGCAGAGACGCACAGACACAGUCGAUGCACAGCAAAGCAACAAAAAAACAAAAAAAGGCCGCAUUGCCAGAGGUGUUGUCCAUGAAUGAGAAACCCACACGGACUUCUUUAGAUGUGCUCACCCCAGGCCCGCGACCUCUGAGUGGGCCACGAAGAACUCCAGAGGGGAAGAGAAGAUUAUCUUACCACUGCUCACUCUGAUGUCGGUGUAGUUUUACAGCUUUACUUUGCAAACAUUUUUUGGAUUGAUAUAUAUUCACGUGAUCCAGCGGAGCAUUUAGAAGCUGGUUCGGUUGGGAACAUUCACCUGGCUCGGCUUCUUCAUGCCCGUCAUGAGCGUACCAGCCCAGCAGAAACCCAGCGCCAAAAGAACAGGCAAACGCAUCACGUUUUUCAACGAGCAAAGCAUAGCAAUGAAGGAGACUUCUCAACACCCUGAUGGGUCCUACUAUGUCCCGGGUGGACCUGCCUCAGACCCCGGACAGAGCGAAGCUGCAAGUACCGUGACCUCCAAUCCAGAGGCCCCUCACAUGUACCUGAACUCUGUCAUCUUUAGCCCGGACAAGGGUGACCAGAGCAGGGGUCAUUAUCAGCAGACUGUGCCGAUGAAAUGGGCCCACCAGGAGCCCAGUCAGCAUCAGCCAUCUCUGUCCCAGCAGCAGAGAGCUGCCUCCUGGAAUACCAUGAAUAACUGGGGACAAAACUUUGCUAGUUACAUCGGGGGAAUCAACGUAACGGACUCGAGGACCCAGAAUGCGUUUGCAAAGACGAUGCACGAGACUUCUGUCUUACAGCCACAUCAACAGCCGCCAAACAGAGCUGCAGACAAGCAACCGUUGGGGCCAAACCCUGCAGUUGAUACUUACAGGGAUGCUGUUAAAGCUCGGGGACUGGAUUGGGAGCAGCAGCAUCAGCAACAACAGUCCCAGGCCUUUCAGGAGACUUUGAAACCCGGGGCACUAAACACCCAGCAGCACAGCACAUCCAACCAAGGAGGAAGCUCAGUAUUGCAGCCCUUCCAGUUGGCCUUUGGUCAGCCCAAGCAGCACCUGCCAGCAUACUACCAGGCCUUCCAAGGCAACAGGACAACCCUACCUAACCCACCUAACUACCCAACGCAAGCAAAGCCCCCACACCAGUUGCAGCAGCUGCAGAAGCAAGAGCAAAUACAGCGCCAGCAACAGCAACAUCACAUACUCCAGCAGCAGAUUCAGCAGCAGCAGCAGCAGCAGCAGCAGCAUCAUCAUCAUCAUCAUCGUCAACAAAUGCAGCAGCAACAAAUCAUUCAGCAUCAACAGCAUGUUCAGCAGCAGCAGCAGCUUCAGCAGCAGCAACAGAUCCAGCACGAGCAGCAGCAACAAAAGAUACAGCGGCAGCAACAGCUUCAAAUUCAGCAGCAAAUGCAGCAUCAGCAGUUGCAACAACAAAACCCUCAUGUGCUUGACUAUUACCCCGUUGCACAAAAUGCACACCCGCAUCCGCAGCCCGUGGUGGUGCACUCCCAGGAGUCCUCGGCUCUGGAUCCCCCAAAUAUCCAGGAACCAAUAAUCCAGGACAUCACCCCAGAACCCCAGCAGCCCACGGAUCCGCUGCCUCCCAUUCUCCAUGCCGAGACCCUGACCCAGACACAACCCCAAACACAAUCCCAAACGCAUCUUCGCAGAUCACGGCGGCUCUCAAAGGAAGGCGGGGCGCCGUCGGACAACCCUUUUCUCUCCGUCUCUUCGGACCCGGCAGCCCCGGGGCCGCAGGGCUCCCAGAACGGGGCCCGAGACGUCCAGGCAGCACCGACGGGCGUCAUCCAGAGCACGCGGAGGAAACGCAGGGUGUCCCAGGAGGUCAACCUGGAGACUCUUGCUCAGAAGGCCUCGGAAAUGGAGUCUCUACCAUCACAUAUUGUAAAGGAGCCCCACAGGCCGUGGAGUCCCUCUGAAACAAGGAGUCUGAACGCCAAGCGGCAUCGAGACGACAGCCUCCUGCCGCUCGUCAUCCCCGUGUCUGUUCCAGUCCGGAGGCGGGAGCCCUCCUCUCCCAACAGAGAUGAAGGAGCCCUGGCCUCCAACUGGCCCCCGAGGCAUUCGAACCCCCAGGACCUCGGCCGGGCCGACCACAAGCCCUCGGUCAUCGUCACCCGGAGACGCUCGCUCAGGAACUCGUUGUCGGACAGCUCAGAGCAGAAUGGUAGAACUGAAGGGGAGAAAGACGAUGACGGCAAAAAGUCUAAACGGCGUCCGCGGCCCGAACCCCUCUUCAUCCCGCCACCCAAACCUGGUCUAUUCAUCGUCCCUCCCGUCUACUCCAGCAUCACAUCCUACCAGAGCCACCUACGAUCCCCGGUCCGGCUCACCGAAAACCCUCUCUCCAUUCCCCCUUACACGCCACCGCCAAUCCUCAGCCCCGUCCGCGAGGGCUCUGGCCUCUACUUUUCCACUUUCCUGUCCUCCGCCGCAGCCAGCAGCCAGGGCCUGCCACCUCCCGUUACACCCAAGUCGGCAACACGCAGCCUGUUGCGCUCCAACAGCUGCGACAUCACACCACCAGUUCUGUCUGCUAUGAGCGAGGCUACUCCAGUCAGCAUAGAGCCACGGAUAAAUAUUGGGUCGAGGUACCAGGCCGAGGUGCCAGAACUGAGGCAGCGGUCAGCUGUUGAACUGGAUCAUCAUCGAGCGGAGCUGGUCUGGGCUCCAUUGAACAAGCUGGAGGAAAAACCUGACUUCCAGCAGAGAGUGGAAGACCUCAUGCACCUGGCCUGCUCCAGUGUUUUGUUUGGAGGAGGUACAAACCAGGAGUUAGCCCACCAUUGUCUGUACGAGUGCAAAGGGGACAUAAUGGCUGCUCUGUCCCUCCUGAUGCUGAGGAAUCCAGUUUUCACCAAGUCUCGUAAUCUGGCAAAGUACCACUACUCAGGAUCAGACAGCUGGACCGCAGCUGAGAGACGGCAGUUCAACAAAGGCAUCACCGCCUACAAGAAGGACUUCUUCAUGGUGCAGAAACAGGUGACCACUAAGUCGGUGGCGCAGUGUGUGGAGUUUUACUACACGUACAAGAAACAUGUCAAGAUGGGCCGCAGCGGGUUGCUGGUCUAUGGCGAGGUGGAGCCUCUUGAGAGCAAGACCGCCGAGGAGGAGACGGACCACAAGGAGAGCUAUCACAGUUUGGAGCCACAGAGGGAGGAGGACAGCAGGAAGUGGGAAGGGUCAGCUGACAGGAAACAGGAUGUCGGCCCCACCAGGGCGACACACACGCUGCAGUCUGCUGAGAACCCGGGGACGGUCCUGAUCAUGAAAGGCCAGGAGGACGUCGGGAAGGACCAGCUGCCGUCCCGGGUCAUCCACCCCCCUCAGCCUCCGCCCCCUCCCACCUCCAAAUCCCGCCAGGACGGAAACUCGCGCAAGACCAGCCCGUCAACGGUCAACAAAGGCUCAGCUGCUCCGGAGGGCGAGUUCCCCUGCAAGAAAUGUGGCAGGAUUUUCUCCAAGGUGAAGAGCCGAAGCGCUCACAUGAAGAGCCACGCCGAGCAGGAGAAGAAGGCCGCGGCGCUGAGACUGAAGGAGGCCGAGGAGCGAGCGGCGGCAAAGGCAGCCGCCGAGGCCGCGGCAGACCUCGCCGCGGCAGCAGAACGGGACGCGACAAAUGGGCGGGGCAGCACCAACGAAGAGUCGUCGGAAGGGGAGGACGAAGAUGAUGCAGACUGGCCCUAAGAGGAAGACCGCUCACAAUGACUGCAGCGUGGCUUCACUCUCUGAGACGGGAGGAAGGAGAUUUAAAAAAAGAAGAAGAAUCCCUCCUGUGAACUCUGUGAAUAUUUUUGUGGAACAAGAGGACUUCCGUUGCUUGGCACAUUCAGGGACAGAUUUACUCCUGUGUGUGUGUGUUUGUGAAUGCAUUGACUGAGUGUGUGUGUGUUUGUGAAUGAGUUGACUGAGUGUGAGUGUGUGUGUGUGUGUGCAACAAUGAGUUUGUAUGCGCUUUCUCAAAACGCCCCCCUUUACUCAAGCGUUACCUCCCUUGCUUAAAGGGCUCGGUCAAAUCAAAGCCAUGCCGCCUCUCUUCGGCGCUCUCCUGCUCUCCACGCCAGGCCGCCGUGGCCUUCCUCAGCACUUGGAGUCUCGUCCGGUUUCGUUCAACGGGAUUGGAAAAACUUUGUUGGAACCCCCUUUUUUUAUUCUCUCCCCCUCCCUCUCUGGAUGAGCCACAGUACGUGCUUGCUUAAGCUGCAUCCAAGUUGGAUGUUUUUUGGGCGAUAUGAACACGUGAUAUCUGACAGCAGGGGGAGUGCGGCGAGGCGAACAAACGGCGGGUCGUGCUGUUAGCUGCUCUGCUCUAAGAGAACAGAUGGAAGGAUGGACGGAUUGGUGGCGUGUACAAACGGUUGCCUUUUGUUUCGCCGCUCUUCUGCACUCGACGCUGCCAAAAGCUUUCUCAGACGCAUGAUGUGCACCAAAUGAGUCGUCCCCCCCUCUCUCUCUGUGAGCGUUGUUCAUUUGGGCUUUAGUUCUGUGAAUCCCCCCCCCCGGCCCUCGUCACUUUUUCUAGUUCACAGUUUGUUCCUCACUGUUGAUGCCUUGGAUGUUUUGAUGCUUUUUAUCUUGAAAUGACAAUCAAUUUUACACUGUGUUGUUGUUGUUGUUAUUUUUUUUUUUUAUAAAUAUAUAUAGAGGUAAAUGUUACUUUUACUGCCUGUGUCGCUCUGUAUGGUUAUUGUUGUUGUUUUUGUGAAUAUUCUUGUUGAUUAUUAUUAUUAUUAUUAUUAUUAUUAUUAUUAUUAUCAUAUCAUCCUGGUUUUGGCUGCAAUAUAAUUGAGCGCUUUUACCUACUUGUCCAUUGCAUAUUAUUUUCCUCCUUUUUUUUUAUUUAAACAAAAAAACUAAAAUAAUGCUACUUGCUGCCUGUUUAUAACUGUGACUUUUUUUUUUUUUUUUUUGGAAGCCAGAUAUGAAGAAAAGGCAGAAACGUAUGUGCAAUAGAACAAUUAAAAUCGCCCUGUUACCGGAGCCUCAAAGCCCCCCCCAUGCUUACGACUGGCUUCUCUGGAUGCCUUGUUGUCAACCCUGUAACUGAUAGGAGGCACCGACUCAGACUGUUGAAAACCGCAGGUCUCUAUAGAUACAACAAACGGCACAAACAAAUUCAAGACAUAUUUUGGAAAUGGAUAUCAUGUGUAAAGACAUGCUUACUACCCUGAAACCUGAGCUAGAGUAAACAAUUUGCUGGUACAAACAUGCACUAAGAGAAGCAGAACGCAUUCUCUGCUGUAAACCAAACCCAGAUUUUUGAGGUUUUAACAGAUUUUGAAUGCAGACAUAAGACUUAAAAUUUUCUUUUCUUUUUAGAACCAUACAUCAAAUGUCACUAAUGUAUUAGCUGACUUCAACAAGCAGUCAUUAAGAGAAACAGAAGCAUUAUUUACUGUAAACCCAACUUAACCUAGAUUUCGAAGGUUUUAACAGAAGAUUUUAAAGGCAGACAAAAUAUUUCCUUUCCUUUUUUUAGAACAAGACAUCUUUCAAAUAUGUUCCCAACUCAGACAUUUCAGCUUGACUUUUUUUCCACUUUACCACAGACUGUUUAUAAUUCGACGAACACUCAUUAAGAGAGAGAGAAUCAUCAUUUUCUGCAAACCAUACUUGACUGAAAUUUUGCAGGUUUUAACAGGGUAUUCUGAGUGCUGUUAUGAGACCUGUAUAUUCUCUCUUUAAUCCCAGUUUGCUGAUAUUUGGUGACUCUACAUUGAGAAAUGUUAGGCCAGAAAAUAUUGGAGAGUGGAUUCUGUCUUGUGUCUCAAACUGUUUAGUCAUCGUUGUGACACUAACGCACUCUGUUGAAACCUUGACUAUGUGGGUCAGCAGUUUACUGAAGGGCAGAGUGACAUAGCUUACAAACUGAAAAGAAUUUGCAACUAUAGUAAACGUUUAAAUGCAGUAAGUGGUGGUUUGGAAAAAAUUCACAACAUCUGAAGUGGACAAACUGCCGUAAACUGCUGUAAAUAUCUUGUGUGUCUCUAUGGUUGACUUUGUUUCUGUUUACCUUGCUGAUAGGACUGAUUUUGACUAUGAGAAAGACAUGUUUUGAUCUGCCUCUCUAUGUUUCUCUUCAUUAAGCCCUUCGGCCCAGAGCCAGCUUCUGUUGCCGUAGCAACAAAUGGGUUAAAGGGUGAUUUUCCUUUAAAGGACAAACCACAGUGGGGAAGUUGGGAGGGGGAACCGGCUCCAAUUACCAGUUACUCCGCAAGUUUAACCGGGGUCUAUGCACAGACUGUGUGUGUGUGAGCGUGUAUGUGUGUGUGUGUGUGUGUGUGUGUGUGGACAUACUGUUAAGUGUGUGUGUGUGAGAGCGCUUCAUGAGGGGUCAAAAAACUGUAAGCCAGUCAAUUUAAAAAAAAAAAAAAAAAAAGAAAGUUUUGCAGACUGUUCAUGUUUGGUAUGUUAAUUUAUAUUUCCUUUUUAUUUGGGCUUGUCUUGAGGUUCUCACGGGGGGGAAGUUGUCGCCACGAAAAAGUUUUUUUUUAAGCUGUUUUUCAAACAAAAGCAGAAUUACGGAUGAAAUCAAGGCUGUCGACAGAAACACACAGCUGUAAACUUUCCUCAUUUCAUCCGGUUGGUUAAGGGAAUUUUAAGGGGACAAAAAGGUUUAUUUAGCUAAAAAUUAGAAAAAUAUAUAUGAAUGAAAUUCUAUGUUUGCAUACUUUCUAUGCUAUUUUCAUAUAUUGGGGUUCACACUAAUGAGGAAACAUGGAAAGGAAUCUCAAGUGCUUUUUACUACAGUGUAACUUAUUUGUUUCGAUUUGAUUUUUACCACCUGUGUUUUUAGUAAUGAUUUACGAAGCACUGUAUAUUAAAGUUUUAAAAUAUUCA